AUGAGUGGCAGAGUGUGGACUUCCGAGGUGAACUACACCUACUCGCCGGAACAGCUUCUCGUCCUGGUUGGAAAACUGCACAAGCAACUGCUGGGUUCCUUGGCUGCAGUGCGACUGGCAGCCUUACCGGCGCCGUUCUCCGUACUUCCUUUUCACAAGAUGCUCCCUUUUUCGACCCUCUCCGCAUACUGCUUACUUCGCGCGCGGAUGGUGGGACUUGGCAAGGCCGCACCCACAAAUACACGCACGCUCGCGCAGCAUAUCUAUUCUAUCAUGAUUGCGGGUCCUAGCUACGAAGGAAGCAUCGAUCGUGCGAAUCAACACAUCAUUGAGCUCGGCGGCUUGCCACAGGAGCUGAAAGGAUUGCCGGAGCAGAUGCGUGUUAACCCGAGGUGUAGCGUGCGUGCUAAGCUUUGGGAGAAGCCUACGCAUGCUACCUGCGACUUCGAAGUGUCGCCUGCGCAGUGUGCCACACUUGCCGCAACCAGCAGCACAAGAUCGCUGAGGUGCAAAGAUGUGCGGCACAUAAAUUACUGCCUUUUCAGGCCGGUUAGCAUCGAACUGUCGGAGCCAGAUCUGACUCAGGCCGUCCCGGGAGUUCAAAAAGAGGACGAUGAAGAGGAGGACGUGGAGGCCAUGAGUUGGCAUCUCUACGAUGAGGUCUUCAAGCCCUUUGCGCUCUCAGCCCAGAAGGCUAUAGGUGCAAUGGAGGCUCGUCUUUCCUUUGAUGUUUCGAUCCUGCUGAUGCCACUUCUCGUUCGACUGAGACAUGCUCAGCGCGAAGAUGCCGGCCACAACAGGCCGACUCCAAGUUACAGCUCAAGCCAUCCAGGCCCAGGCUUGGAGGAAGAGAGCCGGGAAGCAAAUCUCCUUUCGGAGCGCUUUCGCUCUGAGACACGCGGUGGAGUCGCGCAGCCUCCGAUGGAGGCACGAGAGCCUUCCGUCAAGAAGGUUGUUGGAUGUGAUGCCAAGGGUAAUCGAGCUGCAGAUGCGAGACAAAUUCCAGAAGGCCCAUUGCAGGCAGUACUGGAUGGCAUAUGGAGUUACUAUGAUCUAAGAAGCACGUCAUACUUCGUGGAAGCUGUGGGUGUGAGCUCUGUCUUUGUUCGGAACUUCGUAACUUUGCAGAAACCGGUUGUACAUGCGGCUAAGUUGGAGGCUGCUGUAAGCCGGGCAAGCCGUUCGGCAGAGAAGGCUCGCCAACUUGGUAUCGAUGCCGACCAGAUCACCGAGGCUCCCAGCAGCAGCAGCGUGCACUGUGCACUGGACCUUUCAGCAUGGAAGGGCUGUGAACGCUUGGCGACUACGGAGGGUGAAGAGGUCCUGCAGUCGGCAAAGUUGUACGGAAACCUGAAAGCUGCACUCUCUGGCGCAGGCCUCUCCAUCGCAUUUUCCGGACGCCAAGGUCGGAACUUCCGUGAACCAACAUUGACUCUCAAAAAGCUUGCCCAAAAGCUGGCUUCGACUUCGACUGCAGAAGUCGGACAAGUCGCAGCGAGCGACAAUUCUGGCGAAGGGCUUUCGAGACAAGUUGCCCUCGUCUUCGGCUCGGAGGAUGUUGGCCUUUCGACGGAGUCUGUGCUGCUGUGCACAGAUGUCUGUCGACUGCAGACUGGCAGCUGUCCAUCCUUAAACUUGUCACAUGCAGUAGCCGUGGUGCUAGCGCGCAUCUUCGAGGAGGUUCAAGAAGAGCCGCCGUCUUGCUCAAGUGCGCAGGCCACCAAAGCUGCAGCGGACGGAGCUGUGCCCAAAGAUGAGAUCCCAGCGCCGGUGUGGACAUCGGACUGGUCAGAACUGUGUCGUGCUCGCUUGGAGGCGCAGGGCUAUCCAGCGAAGGCAGAGCUUUGGCAUGGCCGUGGACGAAGGAAGUGCCUGUACACUUACCGGCUCUUCCGUGUGGUUGCAGAGUGUGCACGGAGCUUGCAGCGCACAAAUGCAACAGAUUCCGAGGUCAAAGCCUGGACCAAUCUCGUGCAGAGUCUCUCGCAGGCCUCCGGCAAGAACCCUUCAAUACUGAAGUUCACGAUCCAUUUUCUGGAGUCGUGCUGGUUUGCACCGGAGCAGCAGCUGACCAAAGUGAAUGUCAGUCUGAUGGAGAAGAUAUGGAUUCAACGUGCGUUUCAGAAAAGCAGCGAGAUGAGUUGGAGCAAAGCCUUGCAGAGGCGCAUGGCCUUUUAUUUUGACUUGUCUGUGGCUAGGUCGAAGACUAUGAGCUUGGACGUGCCCAAAGAGGCGAAUACCGACACCUUCUGCGAGGGCGGAGGCACCGGUGACACUGGGGGCGAAGCUUCGGGGAGUUCCACUCUGGAAAGCGAGCACGAGUGUCGAUGCCAAGGCGCAAGGGGCAAGGCGUCGAUGGACAUGGACGCCCGGGCAUCGAUGCAAGGGGAGGCCCUGGUUUGUGGCUCUGUGGAUCUAGCCGUGCAGACCGACCUGAAGCAGCAGGCUUUGUUAGAGCGACGUUCUUCGAAGCUUCGCGAUCUCAUGGGGGAGUGCGGGCUGCAGUCGAAGGACUUGCAGAUCUCAGCGCUUCGCCAUCAGGCAUCUGUGCCUGAUGAGGACUCCAGAAAAGCACACCGCAACUCAGGGUAUAGGGCUGCGGCGAAGGAGCGCUUCCGCUUUGAGACUCUCGACUCCGAGCUCGAGGCACUUCUUGAGAAGGCAGCCGGACCAGAGCUGGUCGUUUUCUUGUUUUCCCCGCCCCCGUCCCCUCCCUUCGCAGAGGCGCUGUCUCCUUUGACGGCGAUCUUGACACGUGAGCAGACCGCUCGAACUGUGGCGACGUCCGGACCCUGGCGCAUCUGUGCCGACGUUGCACCGCUGCACCAGUGGAGCGCCUCUAAGACCUCGGCCAGCGGGUGGACCUUUUGCUGGGGCUUUAUUGGUGGUGGUUUGCAGUAUCAGCUCCAGCUGCUGAUGGGAUGGGAGCAACCCGUGCAGAACUGGAGCUGCAUUGAGCAAACUGGAGUAGGAAUGUACCCCCUCCGCAUCUUCGUAGCGAAGAGACGCUUUUGCCAUAAGUACUUCCUGAUUCUGGUAGUCUCGAUCAAGCAGGUCUUGCGAACAAACAGGUGUCUCAAGCAGGCCCUGGCAACCGGACGAGUCGCACGUCGUCACGGCCGCGACAGCUUCAGGUUCCAAAGUAAGGGGGAGCAUGCCGCCGUGAUCUUCAAAAUUGUGAAGUGUACUGUGAAGAGGCGUCUCGUGAAGAUGCUACUGCCCGAGCUGAGGCGAAGUCUCGAAACGAAGCACUUCAAGCAGAGGCACCUGACCACUCCCUGUGACAAGCUGGCCUACCGCAUCCUGCGGCCCGAGCCGGCUCAGGUGGCUUCUCUCCAGGCCACUGCUGUGAAUGCAGAGCUUCGAGACAGGUUGGAGGCCUUAAGCGAGUUGCAGCAGCGGCUGAAGACCGUGAAAUCCCAAUGGCAAGAUGUGGCUGCGUCCUCCCUUUCGCCCGUAAAAGAAGACGAUGUUGCUAUGAGCAUUGCAGAGCCAUGCCUGAUUACCGAGGACCACACUUCCUUCAUGUCACUGGGAGCUGGUGUCGGUGCCGCUGCGGGCGGCAUGGGCGCCUUCAUGCUGUGCGCGUCCAAAUGUCCCGGAGGCAUAGGAGGCUCUUUGGGAGGCAUGCUGGGUGCCAUGAACCCAAUGAAUCUCAUGCCAUUCGGCUCCGAGAAGGAGGAGAAGGAAGCUGAUGAGGUGAAGGAGCCUGAAUCAAAGAUGCAGAAACAGUUGAACUACAUCGAGAAGGAGCUGUGCAACAUGAACUGCAAAAUGGCCGGUCUCAUGGGCGCUGCUGCCGGAGGGGCUGCUGGUCAUGUCGUCGAGAAGAAGUUGAAAGAGAAGUCGGAGGCAGAAGCUGCUGCGGACCAAGAAGCAGAAGCCGAAGAAGCUCCGGCUCCGGCCGCUCCCGCUCCAGCUCCGUACAAAGGUGGUGGAAAAGGUGGCUACGGCUAUCCCCCGCCGCCGCCUCCAGGAUACUACCGACACCCGCCGCCUCCGUACCGACGUCCUCCACCCUACUACCACGGCGGCGGAGGUGGCCCACCCCCGCGGCAGUCGUUCAUGUGA
Symbiodinium sp. CCMP2456 is the source of this 4071-nucleotide messenger RNA. The record is from the annotation of a GenBank genome assembly. Lineage: Eukaryota; Dinophyceae; Suessiales; Symbiodiniaceae.